GUGCUCUCCGGUUAGGGCCGAGGGACGAAAGAUGGCGGCGACGUCGCUGUUCUUUCAGCUGCUAUGGCCUCUGCUCCUGGGGCCGCUGUUGUCCGACUUGCCGGCCUGCGUCGUCGGGAGCUUGAACCUGGAGGAGCUGAAUGAGAUGCGGUACGGCAUCGAGAUCCUGCCGCGGCCUGUCAUCGGGGGUCAGAGCCAGUCUUCAGAGGUCAUGGUUGUCUCCUCCAAGUACAAACAACGAUAUGAAUGCCGUUUACCAGCUGGAGCCAUUCACUUCCAGCGGGAGCAUGAGGAGGAGGCCCCUCCUUAUAAAGGGCCUGGAGUCCCUGAGUUGCUGAACCCAAUGAGAGAUGCACCCUGCUUAGUGAAAACCAAGGACUGGUGGACAUAUGAAUUUUGUUAUGGACGCCACAUACAACAAUACCACAUGGAAGAUUCAGAGAUCAAAGGUUCUGUUCUCUAUCUUGGAUAUUAUCAAUCUUCCUUCAACUGGGAUGAUGAGACUGCCAAGGCCUCCAAGCAACACCGUCUGAAACGCUACCACAGUCAGAACUAUGGAAAUGGCUCCAAGUGUGACCUGAAUGGGCGACCCAGAGAGACUGAAGUCCGGUUUCUGUGUGAUGAAGGUUCAGAUGCUUCAGGUGACUACAUUGAUCGGGUAGACGAGCCUCAGUCAUGUUCUUAUGUGCUCACUAUUCGGACCCCUCGACUCUGCUCGCAUCCUCUUCUUCGGCCUCCUCCAAGUGCUGCUCCCCAGGCCAUCCGAUGCCACCCUACCUUACAGCCAGAGCAGUAUGGAGCAUAUAUCCAGGGACAAGUGUUAGAUGCAAAGCAUAAAAUUGAAGAAAUCUCUGAGAAGCUUCACAACCCAGACCUUGAAAUGUGGAGUGAGACAAAGUUUGGGGUCCUCAAUACAAAGGGAACAGGUGUGACCCCACCCAAGGGUGACCCCAGUGAAUCAGAUAUCUGGAACAAGCCCCCUCAGACUGAAGAACAAGCCCCCCAAAAGCAAGAGGCUCAGGCUGAGGAGCAGGACCCCAACCUGGAGAAGGAAGGUCCAGCACCAGAUCCUGUAGAUGGUUUCCACGACAAUGUGCAGGUCAAAGUCAUUCGGAAUCCAGGAGACUUGGUUCGAUUCAUUGAAGAACUGAAAGGUGGGACAAAAAAGGGGAAACUAAACCCAGUCCAGGAAGGAGAUGCGGAGACCACUAUGGAAAACACCCAGGAGGGGCCAGAGGUCAAAGCUGAUGGUGGUGAAGAAGAGAGGAGUGAGGAGGAAGAAGAGGAUGAAGAAGAACGACUCUUGGGGGAAUUUGAAAAGGAGCUAGAAGGAAUGCUGCUACCUUCAGACCGAGGCCGACUUCGGUUUGAGGUGAAGACUGGGAUGGAGAAGGAGCUGGAUAACAUUAUCCAGGAGGCAGAAUCGGAGCUGGACCCAGAAGAGCCGAGGAGUGCAACAGAGCGUAGCCAAGCCUCCCAGGCCUUGGCAUCCACUCUUAAUAAGCUCAUUCAGAGGAUGGAUGGAAGGCAGGGAGCUGACCAGGGGGAGGGACCCGUGGAUGGUGGUACUACCCCUCCAACUAGCCCUCCCCCGCCUCAGUCCACAGAUGAGGAAACUGAGCGCCGGGUCAGAGUUCGGGUCACCAGACUCCGUGCUGGAGGCCCAAAUCAGGAUCUGUCUGUCUUUGAGAUGAAGAGGGAAAAUCCACAAGUGAAACAUAUAGAGGGACUGGUGAAGGACCUGCUUGAGAGGGAGGGGCUCACAGCUGAAGGUAAAGUUGAGAUCAAGAUUGUUCGUCCAGGAGCUGGAGAGACUGAGGAGGAGGAUGGACAUUGGCUGUCUGAUGAGGACACCAAGAACCUGAAGGAGAUUUUCUUCAAUAUCCUGAUCCAGGGAGCAGAGGAGGCCCAGAAAGAGCGACAAAGACAGCGUCAGUUGGAGAGUAAUUACCGACGAGUAUGGGGGCCCCAAGGGGAGGAGGGAACUGGGGACCACGAGGAGUUUGACUUCUGAGAUGCCUUCUCCCCACAGUCACUCUGAAGAGUCCUUCUGAACCUCUCUAACCUGUCACCUGCACCGAACCCCCAUUUUAGUGUCCCCAGAAAUGGAACAACAGACUGGAGCCGAGCUGUGGAGUCCAGGGGACUCGGGAGGGGUUCUUUCAUCGGGGGUAUUGGGGCUGGGUGGGAUUUAGCAUGCUAUUGUUACAAGAUGUUUGUAACGAUAUAGGGUUCCCCUCAAGAUUAGUGUAGCCUUCUCCCUCUCCUGUAAUUUCCCAACUUUAGCUCUUUCCCCUAAAUCUCCACUUAUCCUUUUCUAGCUCUUUAUCUCACUCUCUACCCUGACGUACUGUGGCCUAUUAAAAAAAAAUUACAGGGGAUAUUAAGGCAGGGUGGAAAGUAGUGACCAUUAAUAGGGCUUGAAUUGCCCUGAUUGCUCUAUCCUGGGGUGUUACUCAUUUGCAAAUAUUCCCAGUAGUAUGCCUGUCCCACUCCUCCUUCCCUUAGAGAGUUUCCCACCUCCUACUAUUUGGAGUUAUUUUGCUCCCAUGCUUAGAAUGGGAUGAUGUCUAAUUGGAAUUCUCCCAGUAAUUUCUCCUGCUUAUGAUUUGGAGGGUGAGGGUGAGAGGCAACUUCCUCCUCUGGUUGUGAUGCCAUAGGAGAUGGGAGAGGCCUUCACCACUAGGAACUGGGGUUUCCCUGUCCCCUCUUUUUGAAUAAUCAGGUUUCUUAAUAAAGUGAACUGGACCCUGAAACUGUCUGUCUAUUAGAGGUAGGCUUUCUUUACUCAUCACACUUUGCCUAGAGAAGGGCGUUUCCUGUCCAGAGGAAAGGAAGGAACCCCUUUUCUCACCUCUACCUUGCUCAGCUUCUUGCUUGGGGAUACAUUCUUCCGAUUCUGCUCUCAUUCGACUUUCAAACUACUACACUUGUUCAGGGUGGGGGGAGUGACAUGGACACAACUAUUCAUGGCAGAAAGCAGUUAGGCCUAAGCAAGGCUCAGACACUUUCUGCUUUAUCUUCUUUUUUUUACCUGUCCCUAUUGUGGCUGUUCUCAACUCCUGCUUCCUUGGCACUGGUUUUUCCUCUCCUUCCACCUUGUGUCUAAAAUCUGAAACCGGGGUAGUUAGUGUUUGCAGUGUAGAUAACCAGCCUUAGAAAGGGAUUUCCCUCCCAUUCCUAAUUUUUUAAGGUUAUCUUUUCCUCCCCCCCCCAACACAACCUAAGCCCACCAAGGGAAUCUGCUCCUGUCCUCUCCAUCCUUCUGUCUUCCUUGCACACCUGAUGUUUUCUUCUUGUGGGAGGAAAUUAGGUUGUUAUUAUCACCAUAAAGCAUUGGGAUAUUUUAAAAUUUUGGAAUAUAUGAUUCUAAGAAAAUUACUAGGAUUGGAAGGUAGGGAAGGAGGAGUCAAUCUUCAGCAACAGAGCUAAUAGCCUGGCAGAGAUUGAUAUGAAAUGUUCAUUGGACCCAUCUGCUGUCAGUCUUUCCAGCCAAUUGGAACUUCGUAGGAGGUGCCAGAAGGAGCCAAUUAUGAUGCUUGAAAAGAUAGUUCUGAACACUUUGGGAGAGAACCAUGAUAAGGGCUAGUUUUGAAGGCUUUGAAAAGAUGAAGUUCGAGAGCUACAUGAGAUGGGCCUUUGAUAGACUGAGAUAGUAGCUAGGGGACCAUGAAUUGUUUCACCUAAAGGGGUGAGACUUUAGGGAGAUCCAGGAAAAAUAUAUUCAGCUGAUUGAAGGAUAGGGCACAAAGAGAGGUCGAAGGUGACAGUAAAGCCAGGGUUAGAAAGGAUUAAAAUGAAAAGUAUCCCUAUAACUUUGGGAAGUGAUGGUUCCAUAUCUGACAUGUUGCUUCAAUUUAUUUCUUGCCUUAAUUAUCUUGUAAAGCUCUUUAACCCUGACUUUGUACUGGUUGAACGGAAGUCAUACUUGCAAACAGCUGACCCCAAGGGUAGGAGAAACCUUCAGAUUUCCUUGGGAGUCAGGUGUGAGCUGGUGGCAGCAAGAGAGAGAGAAGGAAGAAACCCUGGGGAAGGGGCUUUGGGAUUCAGCUGCAGAAAUCAUACUCAUCCUCCCAGGAGCCAGUGGUGGAAUGCAAAACCUCUGAGCCUGCUUCACAUGAGUGGGUCUGGUAUUGAAGGCAUGUCACGGACAGACCACUGGGACAGGUGAUGCAAACUGAGAUUCUCGUCACAAGGAAGUGAAGGCUCAUGAAGAGCAGGUGUGUUAUCCCAGAGAGUCUCUGAGCUUGAAGGAGGCUGCUACCGUAACAAAUAUAUUAGAUACCUGUGGAUGGUUGGCUAUUCACCACCAUUUUUUCAAUCAAAAGUUGCAACUGCAAACUGUUUUCAGAAUUUUUUUUUUCUUUUGGAAGGAGUGUUGAUUUUUUUCCCCCCAGGAGCUGCUUGCAGAAAGCAGGAACCUUAUAAACCCUGCUUGCUUCAAUUCAUUGAACUACACCUUCAGUUAAAGAAUUAUGAAGACAGAGAAGACUCAGACUAGAUAUGUUAACCAAAACCACUUCUACAGUUGGAAAAUAGCUGUAAAUGGGAAAGAAUUGUUCUCUCUUUUUGUAAAUUUUGGAAGGGGGAGUUGUUAAAAAAAAAUGCCCUUUUUGGAUUGGAAA
Molecule: messenger RNA, 4625 nt
Organism: Vombatus ursinus (common wombat)
Lineage: Eukaryota; Metazoa; Chordata; Mammalia; Diprotodontia; Vombatidae
Gene: OS9
Product: OS9 endoplasmic reticulum lectin
Exons: 15
Coding region: 32-2014 (660 amino acids)
Biological process (GO): retrograde protein transport, ER to cytosol; endoplasmic reticulum unfolded protein response
Cellular component (GO): endoplasmic reticulum lumen
Source: RefSeq, a predicted model, not a curated record